Messenger RNA from Carassius carassius (crucian carp), 947 nucleotides. It is a transcript of the gene ccdc166, whose product is annotated as coiled-coil domain containing 166. The record is from RefSeq and is a predicted model, not a curated record. The coding region runs from base 56 to 913 and encodes 285 amino acids. The transcript is spliced from 7 exons. Lineage: Eukaryota; Metazoa; Chordata; Actinopteri; Cypriniformes; Cyprinidae.
GAAGUCCUUUUGUCGUGCUGUAUGCGAGUUAACAUUUUGUCUAGGUGUUUUCAGGAUGUCGUCAAAGAAGAGAAGCGAGUCAAAGAGCCAGCAGGACGCAGAUGUCUCGGCGGAGAGCGAUGGACAGGAUGAGAGACGGAGGCUGUUACACAGAGAAUAUGAGACCCUAACUGAAAACCUAUGCACACUGAAGAGGAGAGUUGAACAAAAACGAAAAGAAAAUGAAUUUCUUCAGAUUGAGAUAGCUCAGAGCCGUAUUGAAAGUAAAGAGUACAUGUCAUAUAUGUCUAAAAGAGCAGAGAAGAGGCAGAAUGCAAUAUUGAAUUUGAGUGAUCAGAGUCACGAGGAACUUGAGGAGCUCCAGAGACAGAGGCAGAAUAUGCAGGACAAACAUGAGGAGCAGACCAGUGAGCUGCAGAUGGAGAUCCUGCAGACGGAAAAUCAGCUGGCCCUGCUAAAUAGUGAAAUUGCAGACCUGAAAGAGGUUAAGACUCUAAAAGAGCAGCAGUCAUGUCGUAUCACUGAGCUGGAGCGGGAGUUGUCUACCAUGCAGUGUCAUCAUUCAGAGUCUCUGGUGGCUCUCAAGGCUGACUUCAUUAAAAAGAAGAAGAGCUGUGAGCAACAGGCAGAAGACACUGUGCAUGCUCUCACUAUAUCAGCCAGCAAGGAGGCAUCUCACUCCCUGAUGUCCUAUAUAAAUAAAGUGUUUCAGGAGAAAAAAAGCCUGCAUGAGGAGUAUAAAUUCCUUUUCCAGAGAGCUCUAGCUCUACAAAAACAGCAGGAUGCUCUGCAGACUCAUCGACAGCAACUGCUGCUGGAGCAAAAGUGUAUGCACAAGAUUCAUGCCCAGCGUAUUUCCCUACGUUCAAAAUACGCAACACCAGCCGGUGCAAACAAUACUGAACACCACUAGAGGGACCAUCAGUAAUACAACAGUUGCUUUCAAU